CGCUGCACGCGCGCUUCAGCUCGCGAGCGCAGACGAGGCUCGUUUAAUAUUCUGUGCACAAGGCAAAGGAGGGAGAAGGGAGGGAGAACAGAGAGUGAAAUAUAGAGAAAAAACGAGGCUGUGAAGACAGGCGAAAACAUAGAAAGAGAGGAGGAAGAGGGGAGCGGAGAGACAUCUCCGCUGUCCCUUUAGGGCUACCCUUUGGCAUCCGUUUGUCCCAGGAGUCCAAGCUAUUAGUGAGUGAUUGUGGACUUACCAAUGGGUUUAACAACCAUUAAAGCUUUCAAUUAAUGGUCAUAAAGAGACCUUCUUCACUCCUUGCUGGAAAUUUGUCUUUCUGGAUCCGCAUGGUAGAUCAGAAACUCGCCUGACUCACCCUUUCCAUUGAAGCGCCGUCCAAUUGGUGUGGGCGGUGAGGCUGCGCCGUGAUUGGUUGAGUGCAGGGUGGGUGUGCGAUGCGGAUUGGAGGAUGUCGGGGGACUGGGAAGACGACCUUUGUAAGAAGGCGUUGGUGCUGGUGGAGGAACUGUGCUUCCGGUCUGGAGGCUUCAGCCAGAGUGCGAGCUGCCAAGAGUUUAGCUACAUGAUGAGAGGACCUAACAGACAAAUGAAUACAGAGAUCUCCGUGAGUCUGCUCUCCGUCAUUGUAACGUUCUGUGGCAUCGUGCUGCUCUCCGUCUCGCUCUUCGUGUCCUGGAAGCUUUGCUGGUUGCCAUGGAGAGAUAAGGAAGGAGGAGGUCUGAGCUUGACGUCAGGGCUUCUGCCUGGUGGUGUGGGUUUGAGUGGGGUUGGGGGUGGAGGACCGUCGCUCCUCCCUCCUCUCCUGCAGAGGAAGGACACUCCCUCCUCUUCCUCGCUAUAUCCUUCACUUUCCCAGCAUGGACAGCACCACCCCCAUUUCUCCGACCUGAUGGGAGUGGAGGGCGGAGGGGGCUUGGUAGUAGGGGGUGUGGUUAGGGGUCCGCAGGAGAUGCAGGAGCACUCCUACCUAGACAUGGAUUCUUAUCCCAACAAUGCUGCGAAUAUUAAGUUGAGCCAGACAUCUCCUGAGUUGCCCCCGGCAACAGAAGGAGGCUCAGCUGCAAAAGACCUGCCCAAUGCCCACUCCCAGCAGCAGGUCACCACCAGGCCCAAGCCCAUUACUCACCAGCUCUCCAGCCCUGAUUUCCACGGUGAGGAGAAGAGUGAGCAGCUGACCAGCAUCGGGCAGAUCAAACCAGAGCUCUAUCGGUUGCGCCAGGGAGACCAGGGAGAUGGCAAACAGGGCGAUACCUGUGGCAAAAUCAGCUUCCUCCUGCGCUACGCCUUUAACACGGAGCAGCUGGUAGUUAAGAUACUGAAAGCUUUAGACCUCCCGGCGAAGGAUGCCAAUGGAUUCUCAGAUCCCUAUGUCAAGAUCUAUUUACUACCUGAUCGGAAGAAGAAAUAUCAGACCAAGGUGCACAGAAAAACUCUCAACCCUAUCUUUAAUGAGACGUUCCAGUUUGGCGUGCCUCUGGGUGAACUGCACUCACGCAAGCUCCACUUCUCCAUCUAUGACUUUGACCGCUUCUCCAGACAUGACCUCAUAGGUCAAGUGGUGGUAGAUAACCUGCUUGACUUCAGCGAGGGAACUGGCGAGAAGCCUAUUUGGAGAGACAUUGUGGAAGGCACCACGGAGAAAGCUGACCUGGGGGAGCUGAACUUCUCACUGUGUUACCUGCCAACAGCUGGUCGACUAACCAUCACCAUCAUCAAGGCCACCAAUCUGAAAGCCAUGGACCUCACAGGCUUCUCAGAUCCAUACGUAAAGGCAUCUCUGGUUUGUGAGGGUCGAAGGCUGAAAAAGAGGAAGACCUCCAUAAAGAAGAAUACUCUCAAUCCCACAUAUAAUGAGGCUCUGGUCUUUGAUAUCCCAAACGAGAACAUUGAGAAUGUGUCUCUAAUCAUCGCUGUCAUGGACUAUGACUGUAUUGGUCAUAAUGAGGUGAUCGGGAUGUGCCGUGUGGGCAGUGAUGCUGAUGGACCGGGAAGGGAGCACUGGACGGCCAUGCUGGCAAAUCCCCGCAAACCUAUUGAACACUGGCACCAGCUGGUGGAGGAGAAAUCCAUAACAACAUACGUGUCAAAGAGUGCUACAGCCUCUCCAAAGCCACACAUAUUGGUGGACAGUCCUCACUCUGAGUAGAGAUGUCAGAAUUCUCUUUUUAUCAACAGAAUUACAUUCUUUCUUUUCACCUGUGAAUACUUCUUCAUCAAGAAAGGACCAGAGAAGAGAGACUGUGCUUGUGUGUGUGCUUUUCCUCGAAGUCGACUCUGCAGACCCAACCAUCACAAUAUAUAGAUUACACCAACUAAACUAGACUUGAAACAUACACACACUAACAGACGCAAUCAAACACAUGGAAUCAAAACAAAAACUGGCAUGGAUGGUAUUGCUACAUGUUAAAGACAAAAAGACAAAAUAUGUAAUGAUUUAUUCAGGGGAACUAUGACGAACAUUCCCAGUUUAAAAGUAGAUUAUUUAUAUUUAGUUAUAUAAAAGUGAGCCUAAAACAUUUUUAGUACAUAUAUAUAUAUAUAUAUAUAUAUAUAUAUAU
Xyrauchen texanus (razorback sucker) is the source of this 2579-nucleotide messenger RNA. Its product is annotated as synaptotagmin-C-like. The transcript has 12 exons. Gene Ontology annotation, molecular function: calcium-dependent phospholipid binding; calcium ion binding; clathrin binding. Gene Ontology annotation, cellular component: membrane. The coding region runs from base 470 to 2167 and encodes 565 amino acids. Gene Ontology annotation, biological process: regulation of calcium ion-dependent exocytosis; cellular response to calcium ion; calcium-ion regulated exocytosis. Lineage: Eukaryota; Metazoa; Chordata; Actinopteri; Cypriniformes; Catostomidae. The record is from RefSeq and is a predicted model, not a curated record.